Molecule: messenger RNA, 561 nt
Organism: Angiostrongylus costaricensis
Lineage: Eukaryota; Metazoa; Nematoda; Chromadorea; Rhabditida; Metastrongylidae
Source: the annotation of a GenBank genome assembly
CUGUUUGGUUCUGUUGCAGCGAUUGCGAUCGCAUUACUUUUUCACAACAACGAAAUCAGCAACUAUAACUGGCAAUGCGGGCGUGCUAAUCUUCCAUCACUAUCGCGUAUUAUUAAUUUACCGGUGGAACGAACAUUCUGGCAGCUUCUGCUACUUUUUCAUGUUCCUGUUAGAGUCGUCGAAUUAAUGACUGGAUUUUCUCGUUACAAGCGACUACAAAACAUCUACAAUAAACAUACAUUACUGUAUGAGAUCUCACGUUACUGCUACUUCUAUGCCGGCCUCGGUGAACUCUUAUUUCUUUCGGCUCUGUCGAUUGUUGGCGAACGAGAAAACAUUCAACUCCAUGUGAUAUUCUUCUAUACUUUUGGCUUCUGUGGUAUUGGACAUAUGAUUUCGAACAUUUUCUGCCAUGCACACUCUCUUUACUACCUGAAUCCAUACGGUCGAAUCGGUUAUUAUUUGAAGAUUAUCUCUGCUUCACUUUAUAUUAUAUCAGCACCUAUCUUAGUGGGAUCAUUUAUUCUCUACUGGAAACGAUGCUUAACUUGGGGUAAGUAG